AUGCCGGCGGGCUCCGAGGGCGAGGACGGCCCGGCCGGGGAGCAGCCCGGCCCCGGCGGCCCCAAGCUCUGCGGGUACCUGCAGAAGCUGUCGGGGAAAGGGCCCCUGCGCGGCUUCCGCACCCGCUGGUUCGUGUUCGACCCGCGCCGCUGUUACCUCUACUACUUCAAGGGGCCGCAGGAGCCGCUGCCGCUCGGGCACAUCGACAUCGCCUCCGCCUCAUUCAGCUACCACCAGCCCGAGGCGGGCGCGGCCGCGCCGGGGGACGAGCCCCCCGCCUUCGAGGUGCACGGGCCCGGCGGGGCCGUCGCCGUGCUCAAGGCUGCAACUCGUCAGGACAUGACCUACUGGCUGCAGGAGCUCCAGCAGAAGAGGUGGGAAUAUUGCAACAACCUGGACGCAGCCAAGAGGGACAGCCGGACCUCCCCCACCCCCAGUGACUUCUCCAAAGGUCUCGUUGCCAAAGACAAUCCCGAUUUGAGUAUCCUAAGUCAGAAUGCCUCAGCAGAGAGAGCUAGAAAUAUUCUAGCUGUGGAGACUUCUCCUACAGACCUGGUGGGGGAACAAGCAGCUUCCCAGCCUGCACCAGUCCAAGCAAGUGCCAUCAACUUCUCACUUAAACAAUGGAGCACUGAACUCAAAAAUUCCAUGUCCUCCCUAAGAAAAGGAAAUAACGAAAACCGCAAGAGCAUAUUUUACACCACCGAGGAGUGGGAACUGCUGGAUCCAACCCCCAAAGACUUGGAGGACUCCAUGGCUCUGGAAGAAAAGAGGAAGCACCUGGCAGAAGGAAGUAAAGGACUGACUAGUUCAGCUUUUCCAUUUGAUUUUGGCCGCAUUCCACACAAAGCAAGGCGCCCCUUGCUGAAGGACAUGAUGGGAUCGAGCAAGAACCGCACCGGCAGCGACUCCUCUCCAACAGAGUGGUGUUCUGGCAAUGGCAACAAACUGGUCUCUGAGCUGCAGCUCAAGUAUCAAAGCCAGCAGGAAGAGCUGGAGAAGCUGAAGAAAGAUCUUUUGAGCCAAAAGGAACUUGUUCGACUCCUGCAGCAAACAGUCCGGUCCUCCCAGUAUGAUAAAUACUUUGCCAGCCGCCUCUGUGAGGGGGUUCCCAAAGACAAACUAGAGCUGUUGCACCAAAAAGACGACCAGAUUUUGGGUCUCAACAAUCAGCUUGAAAAGUUAAACCUGGAAAAAGACAGUCUCCAGCAGGAAGUGAAGAACCUGAAAUGCAAAGUUGGAGAACUCAAUGAGCAGCUGGGUAUGUUGAUGGAAACUAUUCAAGCUAAAGAUGAGGUGAUCAUGAAACUCUCCCGGCAGCUCAGUGAAUGUGAGGACAGUUCAUCCUCUCCAAGUGGAGCAGUAAAUUCUCCCACGGCCACCAGUGCUAAUAAGGACCUGCAGGAACUGGACAGACUAAAAGACAAUCUUCAGGGUUAUAAGACCCAGAAUAAAUUUUUAAAUAAGGAGAUUUUGGAACUUUCUGCUCUACGAAGAAGCGCAGAAGCAAGAGAGAGAGAAUGGCAGGCAAAGUACACCAGCUUGGAAGCCAAACUCUGCCAGAUUGAAAGUAAAUACUUGAUCUUGCUUCAAGAAAUGAAAACUCCAGUUUGCUCUGAGGAGCAGAGUCCUGCUCGUGAGGUCAUCACACAGUUACUGGAAGAUGCCUUGAAAGCAGAAACCAGUGAACAACCAGAACAGGCCUUUUUCAAACCACACCUGGUCAGUGAAUAUGAUAUAUAUGGGUUUCAGACAGUCCCAGAGGAUGAUGAGGAGGAGAAACUAGUAGCAAAAUCACGAGCUUUGGACCUGAGGUCGCUUUCCCUCAGUGAAAAUCGAGAGAUCUCAGCUGGAGUAAAAUGGGAAAACUACCUUGCCAGCACCAUGAACAGGGAGAUGAUGCGCUCCGUGGAGCUGAAGAACCUCAUCCGCUCUGGAAUUCCACACGAGCACCGCUCCAAGAUCUGGAAGUGGUGUGUCAAUCUUCAUGUUAAAAAAUUCAAGGACAGCACAGUACCUGGGUACUUCCAAACCUUGCUUCAAAAUGCUCUGGAGAAACAAAAUCCUGCAUCCAAACAGAUUGAGUUGGAUCUCUUGAGGACUUUGCCCAACAACAAACAUUAUUCCUCCCCGACAUCCGAAGGGAUCCAGAAGCUGCGGAAUGUGCUGCUGGCAUUUUCCUGGAGAAAUCCUGAUAUAGGAUAUUGCCAGGGGCUCAACAGGUUGGUGGCAAUUGCACUUCUGUACUUGGAACAGGAAGAUGCUUUUUGGUGUCUGGUAACAAUAGUGGAGGUUUUCAUGCCACGUGAUUAUUAUACAAAGACACUGCUGGGAUCCCAGGUUGAUCAGCGGGUUUUCAAGGACUUGAUGAGUGAGAAGCUGCCACGACUUCACGCUCACUUUGAGCAGUACAAAGUGGAUUACACCCUUAUCACCUUCAACUGGUUCCUGGUGGUGUUUGUGGACAGUGUGGUCAGCGACAUCCUUUUCAAAAUCUGGGACUCCUUCCUCUAUGAGGGACCAAAGGUAAUAUUCCGAUUUGCCCUGGCACUUUUUAAAUACCAAGAAGAGGAAAUCUUAAAGCUGCAGGAUUCCAUGUCCAUCUUCAAGUACCUUCGCUACUUCACACGCAACAUACUCGAUGCCAGGAAGCUGACUGCUAUUGCCUUUGGAGACCUGAAUCCCUUUCCCUUACGGCAAAUCAGGAACAGGAGGACCUACCACCUGGAGAAGGUGCGGCUGGAGCUGACGGAGCUCGAGGCCAUUCGCGAGGAUUUCCUGCGGGAGCGGGAGACGUGUGUGGAGAAAAGGGACCUCAUUAGCGACGAUGAGGAGGACAGCUGAGACUGCCCGCCAGGAACUGUCCUUUGGGAGCGAGACCAAAGGGAGGGAACCUCCAAAACACUUUAUUCCCCCUGUCAAACAGAAUGUAAACGAGUUGCUUUUGGAAAUAUGCAGGACAGAUUUCCAAACCCCAGCACUUUCAGCAGUAGCGCUUUGUGUGGAGGUCAAACACUUCUGUUUACAUUGAUGUUCAUGGAGUCCUUUGUAGAGCACUUAAUACCUGUCUCAGUUCAGGCAGUCAGCUUGAACUGCCAGUUGGUUUUUUUCCCCCAGUACACCCUCAAUGUCUGGCUGUGAAACCAGAGUGAGAAAGGUCCCUGCUCUGUUUACUGCCCUCAUUGCCAUUCUGUGUGGUUUUGGUGUAACCCUGUUUUUUUGUAGUGCAGGUUCAAUGUGAGAGGACAUCAUAUUUUUUGGUCUCAGAUUGGCUCAAUUUAGCUAUUCCUGAGGUCACUAACUAAAAAGGUAUGGAGUGAAGCACAGGAAGAACUUUUACAUUCCUUUGUCUUUUCCUGAAGUGACAUGAAAUGGAUCUCCAAACAGAACACUUGAAUAUUUGUUCUCUAAAGGAAAGCUGAAACAAGUACCUAUUUACCACUGAAUGUUCAGUGUGUACUGAAACAGUGAUAUCAAACAUCAUUUAUGCUUUUCAGGGCAGCUGUGUUGAUAAAGAUUCUCAUUAAUUCCAAGGGGUUUACAGAUCAAAUUCUGUUUAGAGCAUUUUAUUUCUAUUCAUUUAUUUGAUUGCAAUGUUUCAAAAAAGGUCACAACCAAACUUCAGAUAUCGUAGAAGAAUGGAGCUUGUCACAGGAGUACCAUGCUUUAGUAGGUAAUUAUUUGUGUAUCUGUUGAAGGUUUGUUUUGUUAUGGUUUGUUUUGUCUUUUUUUUUUUUUAAUACUUCUUCCUGUUUAGGACUUAAGGUGAAGUCUUACUCUUUAAGAAGAAACAGUGGUUUUUUUGCAUGAAUGCAGACCUGUUGUACAAUAAUGGUAGCUGUUAUCAAUCAGUCAGUCAGAGGAGCUGAAAGGUCACGAAUUGAAGAUCCUUUUCCAACAGAAAAAUGCAAUAUUCUCUUCUGUGCUCAGCUUUACUGUGGGUGUUGGAUGCUCAUCCUGCAAGACAGCUGUAAGGAGACACCUGGGGGUUGAGCUGCAGUGUUUCUGCUGUGACUGGAGGCUGCUCUUUCUCCUUUCAUGAGUAGAAGUUCUGAGGAUGAGGAGGGUGUCCUUCUUGCUGGCUACUCUCUGGACUUUGCAGUGUUUUUUCUUAAACUGUUAUAUCUUCAGGCUGUUGGAUCAACUUAAAUGUUGUGUCAUGGUAAAUCCAGGAUUCAAAUACUAGGCAGCAAAUCACGCAGCUCUGGGGAAGUGGUUAAUUGGCACAAAACCAAAAUGAGUAAUUGGGACGAGUCAAGUGCAUCCAGCUUUUAUUUCUUGUGUUUUGUUUUUCUGAGAUGUAGCUAGUGCUUUAUUGGGUAUAGUCAUGUAAUCAUUUAUAAACUUAAGUGUGUGUGCAAAGGGAAAUCUUGCUUUUGUUUCAUGGCACUUUUUUUUAUUUUAUUUUAGAGAAUUUAGUUGUAGCCUUCUCCAAGUAAGCAUAUUAUAAGUUAGUUUAUCUAGAGGGGAAGUAUUUAAUCAGAGGUGAAGUUGUAACUUAGAGAACUACUUUUGAUGUAAAAUAUGCUUCCUAUAUGACAAAAUUUUUACUUAGCCAGCAAAUCAUUGCCAAUGAGGGACCCAUGAUGUGAUCAUCUUGAUUUGUAUGUUCUUUAUCUUCUAAAAUGUCCCCUGCCUUGUCUAUUGCAAGUAGUAGUUUAGGGUUUUUUUAAAGUCCCUAGUUAGUCUUGGUUGUGUCCUGGAGUUCAUCAGGCAGGGUUUUGAUAUUAUUGCAUGUACUGUAUUCUUUUUCUACUUACAAUCAGUAUUUGAAUACAAAAAUGGGACCAGGUUUUCUAAUUUUCUAGUUAUGCUGUCUUGGUUUUGAAAGAGCUGGUCUCUAAAUCAAUCUGUCAGGUUGGCUUUUUUCUUGUUUAUUUGCUUUAAUGUUUUCAAGUGUUAAAGUUGUGGGGUUUUUUUUCCUAAGCUGAAGAUCUUUCUUUCAGUGGCCACUAUUGAGAUACUAAGGUGAAGAACUUAAAGUAUGUACCUACCCUGUUUCUACAAUCUGCUAUUCUUUGGGUUUGAGUCUUCACUAUGAACUAGUCCUAUGACUUUAGGAGAUGUUUCCAGACCGAUUCCAUUGAAGUCUUUAGGUUGUGAAGAUAAAACUAACCAUAGGGCAACUGUUCAGGAAGUUCUCAGCUGAGAAAACAGGACCUGUUACAAGACCACUUUUUUGUUCCAGUUGUUCUGGUGGUUAAAUUUGUGUGUGCCUGUGUUGUGUGUUUCAUUAUAUAAGUUGUUACCCAGUUGUACAGUAAAAAUAAGUAGCUGUUUCUUCUGCCAGGGUGUGACUCCAAUCCAUGAAUGUAGGAACCUUGUGCAAGUCAUGUUGUCUCCAGGUUUUUUGUCACCUUGCAAAUAUGAAAUGAGUCGAUGCUGUUAUGCUCAAGUUCCAAACAAGCUGUUGGCUUCAUUUUGUUAAGCCUCUUUGCUGAUUCAGUGAUGAGUUAGAAGGUCAAAAAGUUGCAGAGGGAUCUAAGCUCUGGCCACUAGAAGUCUCCAGGGAGCAGAAACGAGAAGCAGGCAGCAGGAAGCGCCCUCAGGGGCAGCUUGCCCUGCUUGCUGUUGCAAAUGUCUUAAGGUGACUUGGUUUUUUAGUGGUAACUUUGAAGAGCAGUAACUCCUUAGGGACAUGCAGGAUACUGAGGCAGUACUGACACUGCUGGAACCAAGCCAAAAUCCAGAGUGACUCAGGGUCUGCAGAAGCUGAAGUGCAGAGAUGCUUGGGUGGGAGCUUGUGAAGUGGUGCCCGAGGGUUGAACACUCCUGCCAGCCAGCUGAGAGGAGAUUGAGCUGUUAAUGCAAAUAAAGACUGCCAAGAUGAUUUUUUAACUUCAAGGUGAUGCACAUAUGUGCCAAGAGUUCCUUAUGCAUGGUUCCCACAAUAUGUGAUGUAAACCAAACCACUAAGUUGCAUCUUGCAGAAUAUUCUUCUAUCUCCUUACAUGUGUGCAAAGCUUCCCAAUGAAACUUCUGGUUACCUGUAUAAAAUGUUGUAUUACCUUCUGUUAAAUAGGCCAAAAAUUGGGGCACUACACCUCUAGUUAGUAGAACUGCACAGUAUUUCAGCUCUACCUGCCUGUGGGUACAGGUGGUGUUAUCAUCCAGUGUUAUGACAUUGUUUGGUGGUGUUCUUUUUACCAGCUGUGUGAUCAGUAAAAAGGAUUUUUUGUUGCCCUGUAGUUGUCUUCUGUGAGAGGUUCUCCCCUUCCUCAUAGUUUUUGUAACCAUGGUAAGAUAUUUCAGCAGAAAGGGAAAGAUUUUUUUUUUUCUUUCUGGAGGCAUCAGGAAUGACUGAAUGGUGUCAAAUUUGCCAGAGUUGUAUGUUCACUCAUGUUUAACUGAGAAAUGGAAAAUGGAUUAAUUUAAUGAAAUUGUGUAGCAGUUUGUGACUGUUCCCUUAAGUGCCAUGUCAGAAAUCAGCAAUAUGCGGUACAAGAAAUAUGAAUCACAAAACAGAAGUGAUAUUAUCUUCAUAAAGAUCAAUGUAAAGAAAAAAAUAAAUUGUUUAUUACUU
Corapipo altera (White-ruffed manakin) is the source of this 6523-nucleotide messenger RNA. RefSeq names its product TBC1 domain family member 2B (gene TBC1D2B). Bases 1 to 2844 code for a protein of 947 amino acids. The transcript has 13 exons. NCBI's taxonomy places the organism in Eukaryota, Metazoa, Chordata, Aves, Passeriformes, Pipridae. The record is from RefSeq and is a predicted model, not a curated record.